AUGUCUUAUGACGAUGUAUCAUCGCGGGCCACAGCCCUUCGGCAAGUUGUAAAGCUCAUCCAAGACGCAUCGGAAACGCUCAUUUCAGAAUGGGAGAAUCCGGCGCCAGACGCGGUGCCGGCAUCCGAGACCAGUUUCGCUAUACCCGGGCGCCAAGCUUAUGACGCUCAACGAACCAUCAUCGCGGCGUUGGGCUCAGUCGAGGAGCUCGUAGCCGAGCCGCACCUGCGUCUUGUAGAUUUCGCCGAGCUAUACUUUGAGGUCCGAGCACUUCACAUAGCUCUGCAACACGAUAUCGCUAUACUGCUUGCCAAGGGUGGCGCGGACGGAGUUCCCGUCGAAGAAUUGGCGAAGGCAACUGGACUCGACCGUCAGAAGCUUAGUCGCUUAUUGCGAGCCCUAACAACGCAGCACUUCUUUCGCGAAGUCGGACCAGACAGGUUUGCGAAUAAUAGAAUCACUCAGGCUCUGGUCAAUGAUGAGAAGCUACAGGCACAGACAACCCGCAGCUCCAUGGGAUUUGCCGCCGCGUCGGCAUUGCCAGAAGCGUUGAUCGACCCAGUAAGAGGGCCAAGCCAAAACCCAGAGGAUGCUGCCUGGCCGCUGGCCGUCGGCACGAAGCUCCCUUUCUUCGACUGGAUGAACGAGAAAGUUCCCCUGUCACGAGCAGGCGAGAAAGCAAGCCCCGGCGCGGCAAGAGGGUUUUAUAAGGAAGUAGAGCCAUCGCCAGACGAGGAAUUGGUUCCUAGAGACGACACGAAGACGUACAACUUGUAUUUGGUCGGCAACAGCAAGAGCCUUGGCAGCGCUCACCUGUAUGACUUCCCCUGGAAGGAGUUGGGAAAUGCGCUGGUUGUCGAUGUUGGGGGCGGCGUCGGUAGUUUUGAUCUUCAACUAGCCCGUUUGUAUCCGGAGCUACGUUUCGUCGUACAGGAUCAAGUGGUAGCAACCGAACAAGGUGUCUCGCUAUGGCAGAAAGAGUUCCCCGAGGCUCUAGAGUCGGGACGGACGAAAUUCCUAACCCAUGACUUUUUUACACCAAAUCCCGUAAAGGAGGCCGACAUCUACUGGAUGCGGCACGUUUUACAUGACUGGAAAGACGACGACAGUGCCAAGAUCCUCGCGAUGACUGCUGGGGCCAUGGGACCAAAGUCGCGACUUCUCGUCGCCGACAUCACCUUAACUGAAACUAUAGGAGAUCCGUAUAUUAAAGCUGCGCCCAAACCUCUUUUGGCCAAUUACGGAAUCCAUGGCCAUCAUGGGUUUGCUCUCGAUAUAGCCAUGAUGUCUUUGAUGAAUGGCAAGGAACGCACCCCCUCGGAAUUCCGAAAUUUGUUCGAGAAGGCGGGUUUGAAGAUGGUUAAAGUGUGGGAGUGCCGUAGCAACUUGGGUAUAAUCGAAUGUCGCCUAGCAUAA
This is a messenger RNA of Annulohypoxylon maeteangense, 1416 nucleotides long. Its product is annotated as putative O-methyltransferase. The record is from RefSeq and is a predicted model, not a curated record. The coding region runs from base 1 to 1416 and encodes 471 amino acids. Lineage: Eukaryota; Fungi; Ascomycota; Sordariomycetes; Xylariales; Hypoxylaceae. Gene Ontology annotation, molecular function: O-methyltransferase activity. The transcript is spliced from 5 exons.